UAAGCAAGAGUUGGCGUAAGAAAAAGGAAAAACACAAAUACGGAGGAGUAUCAACAACCCUAGCCUAGCCGGCCCGCUCUCUCAGCGAAACCCGAUUCCUCCGUCUCCGUCCGGCCGCCUCCACCAAAUCGGGUUGAUCGGCAGGGCCUUCCUAUUAGUUGGAACGAUGCCGCGGAAUCAGACCGCCGGCACGGCCUCUGGUGGAGUGCGGCCGCCGCCGAAUCAAGCCGGGGUUCGGACGCCCUUGUCGGUGGUGCCGCCGCCGAAUCAACUCGGCGAUUGGACCGCCGGCACGGUGUCCGGUGGGCAAGCCCUGCCGAAGCAGCUCCGGAAUUGGACGCCCCCUCCGCCGCUCAAGGGUCAGACGGUCGGCUCGGCCUCCGGUGGGGUCGUGCUGCCCAAGCAAGUUGGGAAUCGGACUCCCGUGUCACCGAACCAAGCCGGGAAUCGGAGGCUCGGCUCCCUCUCCGGCGGUGAGGUGCCGCCGAGGCAAGUUGGGAAUGGGUCUCCCUUGUCGGUUCCUCCGUCACCCAAGCAAGCCGGGAAUCGGAGGCUCAGCUCCCUCUCCGGUGGAAAGGUGUCGCCGAGGCAAGUUGGGAAUGGGUCUCCCUUGUCGGUUCCUCCGUCACCCAAGCAAGCCGGGAAUCGGAGGCUCAGCUCCCUCUCCGGUGGAAAGGUGUCGCCGAGGCAAGUUGGGAAUGGGUCUCCCUUGUCGGUUCCUCCGUCACCCAAGCAAGCUGGGAAUCGGAGGCUCAGCUCCCUCUCCGGUGGAAAGGUGUCGCCGAGGCAAGUUGGGAAUGGAUCUCCCUUGUCCGUACAGACGAAGCAACACGGUGAUCAGACUGUCGGUGGCACGCUCUCCUAUGAAGAACUGGUGCGGAAGCAAGUCGGGAACCGGACGCCCUCAUCGGUGGCCCUGAAGCAACACAGGGAUCAGAUGGUCGGUGGCACGCUCUCCUAUGGAGAACUGGUGCGGAAGCAAUUUGGGAACCGGAAGCCCUCAUCGGUGGCCCUGAAGCAACACAGGGAUCAGAUGGUCGGUGGCACGCUCUCCCAUGUAGAGGUGCUGCAGAGGCAAGUCAGGAACCGGACGCCCUUGUCGGUGGCCCUGAAGCAACACAGGGAUCGGACUGUCGGUGGCACAGUCUCCCAUGGAGAGGUGCUGCAGAGGCAAGUCGGGAACUGGACGCCCUCGUCGGUGCUGCCACCAACGAAUCAACGCAGGGGUCAGACGGUCAGCGGCACGGUACCUGGUGGAAAGGUGCUGCGGAAGCAAGUCGGGAACCGGACGCCCUCGUUGGUGCUGCCACCAACGAAUCAAUGCAGGGGUCAGACGGUCAGCGGCACGGUACCUGGUGGAAAGGUGCUGCGGAAGCAAGUCGGGAACCGGACGCCCUCGUCGGUGCUGCCACCAACGAAUCAACGCAGCGGUCAGACGGUCAGCGGCACAGUACCUGGUGGAAAGGUGCUGCGGAAGCAAGUCGGGGAUCGGGCAGCCUCGUCGGUGUUGCCACCAAGGAAGCAACGCAGGGAUCAGACGGUCAGCGGCACGGUACCUGGUGGAAAUGUGCUGCGGAAGCAAGUCGGGGAUCGGGCAGCCUCGUCGGUGCUGCCUCAGACGAAUCAACGUAGGGGUCAGACGGUCAGCGGCACGGUACCUGGUGGAAAGGUGCUGCCGAAGCAAGUCAGGGAUCGGGCAGCCUCGUCGGUGCUGCCACCAAGGAAGCAACGCAGGGAUCAGACGGUCAGCGGCACGGUCGCCGGUGGAGAAUCCUCAUUCCACACCCCCCAACAAGGCAGACCAGCCAGUUCUUUAAAAUCUAGUGCAUGUGCCACUCUCCGCGGCAACACUAGUUUGCAUGCUCGUAAGCCAUCUGCAGCUGCCAACAGAACUAUGGUACAAGCUAUGUCAAAGAAGAACAAGGAACUAGAAGAAGCGGAGGACGAAAUCCGAAGGCUGAACAAAUUGGGAUUGGGAGAUAAUGUCAGUUAUGAAGAGUAUUGUGCUUAUCUCAAACAGCUGCCUGACAAGCCUCAUGUCAAUAUUUCCACUAAGCUGGAUGCUCUGCAGCUCAAGGACCUCAAUGCUCGCCAUGAAAUGUAUCGCACCAAAUAUUAUCAGCUGUCACAACAUGGGCCUGAGGAUAAACUUUGCUAUGAUGAAUUGAAAGAAGACUACCCCCAUGGCAAUCGUCCUGUGGGGCAGAGAUCUUCUAAGUGCUUUGAGGACUACCCCUCUGGCAGUCGUCCUGUGGAGCAGAGAUUUUCUGAGAGCUACGAGGAAGAUGACAGAUUAGAUUGGUCUUUCCACCCUGAUUACUGCAAACUUGCUGGCCUGGAGGACUACCAACGGCUGGUCCCUCGAAAUUAUGGUGGUUUUGAGUAUGUCAAUUGGGAUGAGUACCACACGGAUUGUCAUAGUUAUAAGAUUGAACAAGAAUAUGUCAAUUUUUGUGAAGAAUUGUCCAAGAAACUUAAGUGGAUUGAAGCAUAUGUGCUAAAUAAGCCUCCAUCUCUUACGUGGAGAAAGAUUUUGACCAGAGGAACUUACCAAGCAAUCAAGAUCGCUACUGACUUCUCGGAGAUAUAUGGGGGCUUAGCCUUUUCUGGCUUCUAUGAGUGGUUAGAUAGUAUGGGUUUUGAUGUGUGCUGCUACAACGAGUUUGAUGGUCUCUAUUACGAGAUUUGGCAAAGGUACACAGUGGAGAAGAAUUUCAGAGAUGCUUUGUAUGAAGUCUAUGAACUUAACAUGUUCCCGUUACGCCAUGAAAGAAUGAGACGUGCACUGAAGAAUGACACAUUCUGCUCCGACUUGGAAGAGGAGUUUCUUGCUUGCACAGCUUGCCUUGAGGAAUUUGCAGAGGACAAAAGCCUGAUUACAGAGGAUAAAGCCCGGGAGUUGAUUGCAGAGGCACUUAGAAAGGAGACGCAGAAACCAAAGUUCUAUGAGGAUUAUUGUAGGAAGAAGAUAGAUAUUGCUCAAGCCAUUGGAUUAAUUCCCAGCGUGCUGUCUUAACUGUUGAUCUUCCUGAUACACAACAUUUCAGUUGUCGUUGGCCAAGUUAGAUAUGCAGCCUAACCGCCACUAUUAGAUAUACUAAGUAAUUGGCACGUGCCAUGCACAUAUGCAGAAUUCAAGGAAUGUAAAUUAAGAAGUUGGAUAUUUA
This is a messenger RNA of Hordeum vulgare subsp. vulgare (domesticated barley), 3167 nucleotides long. RefSeq lists its product as uncharacterized. The transcript has 10 exons. The record is from RefSeq and is a predicted model, not a curated record. The coding region runs from base 167 to 3016 and encodes 949 amino acids. NCBI's taxonomy places the organism in Eukaryota, Viridiplantae, Streptophyta, Magnoliopsida, Poales, Poaceae.